CCUUCAACACGGAAGUACAGUAAUUUCUACGGGGAUAUUUAAUCAUCCACCUGUUCUUAUUCCUUCUCUUCGCUGCACGCUGCUUGCCUAGAUUCAUUAUCGAGCGUCAUUUUCUUUGACACCUGAAAAACGAUUGGCAACGGGAAUGUUCGCAUCGUGGUUGCUGGCGUUCUGCUUCGGCGCGAUCUCCUUGAAGAAUCGGAUGCAAGUUACAUCCCUGGAGCUGCGGAACCACGCUUUGAGUGUGGUCCUACAGUGGAAGUAUCUGGAUUAUGCCUACGAAAGUGAGGAACAACGCGACACGCUCCUCCGAAACGGCGGUUACAUCGCGAAGAACAAUAUCCCCAUCGAUAUCGACGUGGCGCCUGAUGGUAGAAAAUUUGUGACGGUGGUAAGAGCUAAAGGUGUGCCGUCUUCUUUGAACGUCGUGUCCUCGAAACAUGGCGACGGCGGCCCGCUUCUGGCGCCUUACCCUGAUUGGUCGUGGACCAAAACGGAUUGCUCCGGUAUCAUCAGUGUCUUCAGAGUGCAAAUUAUCGGAAACAUCUUGUAUGUCCUGGACAACGGGAAAAUCGGCACCGACACCGUCUGUCCCCCCAAGCUUUUCAUUUUCAACUUGGCAACUGACAGGUUAAUGAAAUGCAUGACAAUCCCAAAGGAACUGGCGACAAACAGCACGAGCGGACAAGGCUUAUUGAUCACGCCGAUCAUCAAGCCUCAUGGUCAUCCGCUAUAUUUCGAUGCCAUUUUAGCGGACGUGACGGGUUACGCGUUGGUGAUCUACAGCCCACAUACAGGUUGGAAUCGAAUGGUAUCGAGCGCUCUCAAUUACGAUCCAAAGAUGGUCGACUAUACGAUCAAUGGAGAAACUUUCCAGCUCGAGGAUGGUCCUCUAGGGCUGGCUUUAUCCCACAAAACCGGGAUGCUUUAUUUGAGCCCUAUGUCGUCUCGCAAUAUGGUCUCUGUCAACAGUCAUCAGCUCGUCCAUUCGCAUCACACAGUACACUUUUACGAGUACAAAGACAUUCUGCCUACGCAGUCGAGUGCCAAAGCAAUGUCACUGUCGCAGAUUCUCUUCUUCGGGCUCACGAAUAACCAGAUUGCAUGCUGGAACGAAAAUCGACCGAUGACUAAGGAAAAUAUGCCAGUGAUUGCUGAGUCCUCCGAGCUUCUUCAGUUCACCAGCGGAAUGAAAGUAAAACGCAGACGAAUUUCCUGGUCUUGUCACGAAGAGGAGUUGUGGAUAAUGACGAACAGAUACCAAAAAGCAGCGCUUGAUACUUUAGACACGAGCGAAGUUAACUUCCGAGUUUUGAAAGGGAGCGUGAGGGAAUUGACGGCGGGUACUCGUUGCGAUUCGUACCUGUCCUUGUCACCUUCGUGCUGUCAUACAGAUGCCAUGACGGGCAAAAAGAGAAGCUUGGAAACGGAAACCGGAUCGUACGGCCGACAGAGGAAUCAAUGGUCGCCACUUAAGACACCUAAACCGUCGAACGGCUACGUCUACCACAGCCCGACUCACUCUUUCCUCUAUAAUUGGGACGAACCUAAUACUCUGAGGUACAACCACGACUGUCUCCAAAGGAAAUGGCUGAAGCACAAGCAGACAUCCGGCACCGGUAUGGCGAACGUGCUGCCGUGGCUGAUGUCGAUGUGCCUGCUCGGCGCGCAGGAGUUCGCCUCGCCGGCUGGAAGCCACGCGCUUUCACGCGAUCUUGAAACGCCCGGCUCGAGGAGUGUGUCUCCGGGGUUCCGCUCGUCCCUGAGGAACUACAAGACGCUGAUCGCGACGCACGACGAGCUGCCAGGCCACAUAAAUUGCCCGGACCACGGGGACGUUGCCACGACCCUGGAGAGCUCGGUGGACAGGCAGCUACCCACAACCCCGGAGUACAGUAAUUACUUGUACGGCUCGACGCCGCACUCGGGCGCUUACUUCUUUCCAUCCUCGUUCGAGAGGAGCAGGGACCGCUCGAGGCCGAUCGGGAGGAAUCCGAGCGUACUGAAGACCGAUCCUUACUCGGUGAAUCAGCUCGAUACGCACGUGUUCAAUUAUGACCCAGGUCGAGGCCACCUGGAAGACGAUUAUGUCGGCCCCGCCAUGGAACUAGUCUAUGCCUGGUCCACUGUCGAUUAUACGUACGACAGUGUCGAAGCCAGAGAUGCUGCCAUUUACGACGGAGACUUCAUCGCCGAGAAUAAUUUGCCUCUAGGCCUGGACGUCUGGCGAGAGAAAGUGUUCAUUACCCUUCCGAAAUGGAAAAAUGGUAUCCCAGCUACGCUGGCUACCGUGCCUAGACACUCGAAGACGAGGAGCCCGAAGUUGAGACCUUAUCCUGAUUGGAGCUGGCAUCAAACAGGGAGCUGCGACGGUCUGACUUCGGUCUUCAGAGUGCAAGUAGACGAAUGCGAUCGUCUCUGGGUCCUAGACUCCGGGAAGACAGAGGUAUCUUCGGGUGGCAAGGCGACUUGCCCUCCGGCGAUCUUCAUCUUCGAUCUGCUGACGGACAGCCUCAUCAGGAAAUACGUGUUCCCCGACGACCAGGUGAAGCAGGACUCCCUGUACACUAACAUCGUCGUGGACAUCAGGAACGAGGACUGCGGGUCAGCUGUGGCGUACGCGUCCGACGUGUUCCGAUACGGUUUGCUCGUCUACGAUUUCAUGCAGGAUUCGUCGUUCAGAAUCCAGCAUCAUCUGUUCUUCCCUGACCCGUUGGCGUCGAAGUACGACCAUCACGGUAUAAAAUUCCAAUGGACGGACGGGAUCUUCGCGAUAGCGCUGGGCCCGGUCGACACCAACGACGACAGGACCCUGUUCUUCCAUCCUCUGUCCAGCUUCCGCGAGUUCGCGGUGCCCACUUCCGUUCUGAAGGACAAGAGGAGCGCGGAGAACUACACCGACGCGUUCAUGCCCAUCGGCCUGCCGAGGGCGAAGGAUUACGGACACUCCUCGGGCUCUGUCGUCGACAGGAACGGAGUGAUGUUCUUCAACAUGGUCACCAGGGACUCCGUCUGGUGCUGGGACACCAGGAAAGAGUACAUCCCCCAGAACCUCGGAGUGAUCGGCACCAGCAACUUGUCUCUCGUCUUCCCUAACGAUAUCAAGGUCGAUCACGAGUACGAUCAGAGCGUUUGGGUGCUGUCGAACAGCCUGGCUAUGUAUCUGUACGGCAGCAUCGACAACAGCAAGGUCAACUACAGGGUGUUCAAGGCUAACAUCAAAGAAGCUAUCAAAGACACUAUCUGCGACCCCAACUAUAUAGUGCACAGCUUCGGGCAUGGCUACGAUGAUACUUGUUAAGAAUUUCAGGAUGAGAGGGAAGAAGUUUGGUGCUUUUUGUGUGGGAGUCGUUGGAAGCUCGAGUGUACAGACUUAUUGCCAAGCACGAAUUUUGUCAUUUUGGUAUUAACAUUGGAGUUUAGGUAGGAGAUUCUUUCGAAGAGUUUAAAUUUGGCGCCACUGGAGCACGCGACGAAGCAAAAUGGCGCGCAGAAUUAUCGCGAAGAGGAAAUUCUAUUGUACGUGGCUUGGAAAUGAGAGAUUUGAUAUUUUUAGAGAAUGAACGUGAUUUUUAUCAAUGAAAGAUUCGUACGGAGGGAAUGUUCCUUUUAAGCUAAGAAAUGAUCGAACAAAUGACUAUCUCUGUAUAGAUUGCGACGUAUGAUGAAUUGAAGUUCAAAUAUAACGGUCACACGCAUACACAGACAGAAUAACGUAUCGAGAAACGAUGUGCGAGUUAGAUUUAUUAUAUUCAAUCUGUUUCGCGGAUUUACAUGACAUGUUUAUUAACGAAUCCACAAAGUCGCAUGCAAGAUACAAGUGAAAAAUACUCACAAAUCAGUACCUACGUGAAAGAUAACAAAUUUGAUCGUACGAACCUUCUACUAUUUUAAACGCACAAGAACACUUACUCGCUACCUCUUACCCGGGAGAAUUGUACAAUCGAAUGUAAUCGCAAGAAACGCAAUCGGUCUCACGAAAUCAUUAUAAACGAACGGAAAAUAUGUUUCCAACGGGAUGUACUUUAUAUUUCGAAACGAGAAAAUAUACUUUUGUUAAAUAAAAGGAACUGAAAAUUAAGAAACAU
Messenger RNA from Nomia melanderi (Alkali bee), 4088 nucleotides. RefSeq names its product yellow-h (gene Y-h). The record is from RefSeq and is a predicted model, not a curated record. Gene Ontology annotation, cellular component: extracellular region. Lineage: Eukaryota; Metazoa; Arthropoda; Insecta; Hymenoptera; Halictidae.